CUUCUAAGUAUUUUUCCUGCUGUGGAACGCGGCUCAUAAGCACCUGCAAAGAGGCCCGCGGUUUAGCGCGCCUGAGCUUUCUUGGUUUUCAUACGUUCGAGCUCCAAACGCACGUUUAGCUAGGGACUGAGGAAACAUGGAGGAGGAAACUGGCGAGCUCGGAGAGGCGAUCCAAGUUGGGAAGAGGAGGAGCUCUCUGGGUGCUCUCAGCAAAUCCAAGCCGGUCUCAAAGUUGAAGAGCAUGUUUGAGGCCAAAGGUGCUGUUCCAAAACCAAAGGACAACAGCCUUCUUGGCAGGUUCAAGCCGGUUUCCGCCAGCCAUGAUGCCAGCACCUUCGCAGCGGCUAUCGAUGCGUCCUUCAACGCGUCUGCGCACCAUACCAUCUCCAUCCCUGCGCCCGUUGAGCAGCAUCCCGGUACUCCUCCACUGCCACUCCACCUUGCACUGCAAACGCCCGACCAAGAUGUCGCGCAGAAUGCGAACUCUCCGCUCAGCGCCGAGGAUUCAGUUAGGACUCCACCACACAGCGAACCGCCCCAGGAUGGAGUUGAGACUGAUCCCAAAUCUGCCAAGUCGCCUACUUCCGGUAGCCUCUUUAAGCGGGUGGGCAGCAGCAUUAAGAAGGCGUUGACGCCAAGAUCGUCUGGCAGCAAGCAAAAGCGAAGCAGUGACGCCGGUAACUUGUCUCCACGGCCGUCAAGCCAGCCCCUGGACAGCCAGACAUCAUCGACAUCCCUGGACCUUAACUGCCGCAGCGACCAGCUGCAGUCGCAAGCCAGGUCACCUACCGGCUCUAUGGGUUACGAGAUGUACAGCGCGCGCGAGGAGCCCGACACAGAGCCGAUUUACGAAGGUGGCCUGGAAGUGCCGCCCAGCCGCCCUUUCACAACCCACGCACGCCCCCCUUUGUCGCCACGUCCGUCGCCUUCGCCUGGUAGCUCUAUCCUCGAUGGCGUCGCUGCUCGGAAGCUAGCCUCCCCCUCACCCUACGCCAAGUCCCCCGCUGGUUCGCUGGGCAACCCCACCGACAUCAUCGCCAACAAUGCCGAGGGCUGCAGCAGUGCUUUGACUGUCGGGCCUUCAACUCCGCCGGCUGAUGGCCUAAUGGAAGUUGAGGUCAUUCCUGCCUCAACCUCCACCGACAUUACUCCGUCUGGUGACUCCGUAGCCGACGCCGGCGAUGGCGUUGCCGCCUCCCUCACCACAAGCCCUACAUUCCCUGAGACCAGCAGCAGUCCCGUGAUGCGCGAGGCUAACAUCGGCGUCGUCGCUCCGCCAUCCACGCUGCCGGCCACCUCUGCCUCGGGGACUGUUAGCCAUGGCGAGGAUGUCGCUGCUUCGGAUCAGGGAGGCGAGCUGGUCUUCCCGAGCCUCGCCGUGCAGUCAUCACUCUCCCCGCCUGAGCUCGUGAAGGGCGUCAUGGUCGCUGGGGACACGAGUAGCUCGCCCAGGAGCCCCGUACUGCCAACGGAUGGCGCCGAGGUUCCAGUAGCGGAAAGCCCGUUUAACGGCCACACAAACAUCGACGUGGCGGCCGAGGAUAGCCUGGCCGAGUUCGCGAGCGGCGAGCCUGUGUCUUCUGCUGUCAGCGGCGACACCGCUGCUGCCAUCGCUACCAUGGCGGCAUCCGGUAUGGAUAUCGACAUGGGCGAGGCUUCCCCUUCAGUCGAGGCUCCCAGCUCGCCCUCUUGUCAUGGUUCGCAGCCCUGCGACCGUAGCGAGCUUGGUGCUGCUUUCGAGCCCAACAUCGCCCGCGAGAGCCCGAGCAGCCCCGACAAGACAGUGCCUGCCACUACAGCUGGUGCCGAUGCCUUCAUUAUCGGCCUGACACCCAUCCGCCCUGACAUUGAAGCCUCCGCACUCCUCGCUCAAGGUGGAAUGGCCGGUCAUUUUCAUGCUGGCGUCGCAGGCGCAACCCUGUCCACUGCAUCUGCUUGCGACUACGGGGCGAGCUCUACAGGUGUUGGCCCGUUGCAGGCAGACAUGCAACUGACCGACUUGCCCGUGCCCAUGCCCGAGGAGGUCCAGCUGCAGCAGCCUGCUGGGCACCACACCGGCAACAUGGCUUGCGGCCAGAUGCCGGAGAGCCCUGCACCCCUUAAGGCAGCACCUUCCUCAAGUGUGGCGGUCUCGUCUGCAAGCCACACGGACGAGGGCUGUUGCAAAGCUCUCCAGGCGGCUGCUCCAGACGAGAUGGACUGGGACGAGGGCUCUGCAGCGCCGACGCUAGCGUCCUCUGUGUCUGCGGAAAGCUGUGAAGUGACACACCCCGGGCCUGAACCCCCGACUCCCGUCCUUGACAGCCUAUCCGCAGCAUCGCCGCCUUCACCUGAGCCCAAGGUCGACGACGCUGUCGCCGAUGUUGUUCAGGAGCCUGCAGCACCGGCUUCGUCUGGGACCUCGGAGAUGGACCUCGACGUGCCCGCUUCCACUUCGCAAGACUGCAGCCUUCCUGUCACAGUUGAGGGGGCCACGAUUGUAUCAGCGGAGGACUCACAAGCAUCCUUCACGGCGGAAGAGGCGGUGCAGCCAGAGCCUGAAGCGCUACCAGUGCCCGAUGCUGCAGCAGUGGAGGUAGCGGUGUCGGAGAUCCCCUGUGCGGAGGCUGAGCCUGCCGUGGCUUCAUUAAAUGAAGCAGUAAUGUCGGCCGGCACGAUGCCGGCAGAUGUAGCGCUGGAGUGCAUGGCGGCAGUCGCGGAUGAGACCGACCCAGUCGUGUUGGAUGAGCUGGCGCCAAGCGACGCUUUGCUGGCGGAUGCAGCUGUUGAGGCGGCUCCGGUUAUUGUUGUGCCGGUCGAGGCAGCGCUCGAGCCUGUUGUGGCGUCGGAGGAUGCAAUGGACAGCGUGCCCACGGAUGCUGCCGUGACCGAUGUUGCGCCGGGGGGAGCAGAGCCGGAGGCAGCCGAGGUACCGCCUGAGGCCACAAUAUCGGCGAUGGAGAACGCGCCAGACUGUGAUAUGCUGGAGGCAGAGACGUCACCGGUGGAUUUGAUGGCAUCAUGCGCUGUGGUGGGUGUCAUGCCGUCGGAGGUCCAGGAGGAGGCGCCGGAGGUGGCGCCGGCAGCGGCAGCAUCGGGCUUUGGGACCGAGGUGGCACCUGCAGUGGCGGUGUCUGAGGAUGUGGUGCAUGGCGCUGCGCCUGUCGAGGUCACGCUGACGGAGGGGCCGGUAACGCAGGCGGCGCCGGCGGCGGAGCCAGCUGUAAAGGCUACCCUGACGGACGAGCCGUCAACGGACGCUGCCCUGACGGCGGACCAAGCCACGGAGGCGGGACCCACACCAGAGCAGGCUAUGGAGGUGGAAAUGACAGAGGAGUCGGCAACGGAGAUUGGAACAACGGCAGAGCCCGCGACAGAUGCGGCGUUGACGGAGGAGCUACCGACGGAUGUGGCGCUGAAAGGUGUGCAGGAUGGCGCGGCUGCAGCGGAGGAGGCAAUGCCGUCAUCAGCAUUCGAGGAGGAGCGGGCAGCGGAGGCUGGGCUGGCAGAGGAGCUGCCGGUAGAGGCGGCAUCGACGCCGGAACUAGCCAUGAGGGAGCUAACUAUGGAGGCGGCGGCGAAUGAGGAGCCGAUUGCGGAGGCCGCAGCGGUGGUGGAGUUGCACACGGAGGCGGCCUUGUCACUGGAGGCAGCCGUUGAGGCGGAGCAGCCGCCCAUGGAUGUGACGCUGGUCGAGGAGCCAACCUUGGAGGCAGCGCCAGUGGAGGGGCUGCCUACGCCGGAGCCAACGGUUGAGGCUAUCCCGCCAACGGAAUUGGCGCUAACGGAGGAGCCGCCUGUAGAGGCAGCAGCUAUGGAGGAGCUGUCAAGGGAGGCGGCAUCUGCGGACGAGCUGUCGACGGAGGCGGCACCUGCGGACGAGCUGUCGACGGAGGCGGCACCUGCGGACGAGUUGUCGACGGAGGCGGCAUUUGCAGAGGAGCUGCCAAUGCAGGCGCCGCUCAUGGAGGAGCCGCCAGCGGAGGCGGCACCUGCGGAGGAUCUGUCGACGGCGGCGGCAUUUGCGGAGGAGCUGUCACUGCAGACGCCGCUCAUGGAGGAGUCGCCAGCGGAAGCGGCACCUGCGGAGGAGCUGCCAAUGCAGGCGCCGCUCAUGGAGGAGCCGCCAGCGGUUGCGGCACCUGCGGACGAGGUGUCAACGGAGGCGGCACCUGCGGAGGAGCUGUCGACGGCAGCGGCAUUUGCAGAAGAGCUGUCAACGCAGGCGCCGCUCAUGAAGGAGCCGCCAGCGGAGGCGGAACCGAUGGAGGAGCCGUUCGUGGAGGCUGCACCCACAGAGGAGUCGCCGGCGGGGGCUGCACCGUUGGAGGAGCCACCGGCUGAGGUUGCAACGGCAGAGGAGCUGCCGGUGGAGGCGGCAUCGACCGAGGAGCCGCUUGUUAUGACGGCACCGACCGAGGAGCCGCCGGUUGCUACGGUACCGAUGGUGGAGUCGCCGGCGGCUUUGGAUGGGGAGAAGCCAGUUGAGGCUUUGCAGAUGGAGGUGGCCCUCGCGGAGGAGGCGCCGACGGUUACAGCACUUGAGAAGCUACAGGAGUUCGCGCCGCAGGUCAAGGAGGUGCUGGUGGAGGCGGGCCUGACUGCGGAGCAGCUAGUUGACGUGGUACCUGCUGACAGCACUGAGGCGCCGUCUUCCGAUCCGGAGGCGCACACUGUGGCGGGCCAGCCGGCGCCGACGGAGGACGCCAUCAGCUCCGACAUCAACAUGGAGGACGUCGCAGCGAUUAACGUCGAGUCAUGCGCCAGCACGCAGCAAGACGAGCCUGCAGUUGCCGAGCCAGCAUGCACGGAUGAGACUGCAGAGGCGGUUGCACACGCUGUUCCUAUUGUGUCGGAGCCUUCGUCAUCCAUGCCGCAGCCUGAUGCCGUCGCAGCUAGCCAGGAGGUGCAGCUAGCUGGGUUUACGGAUGUGGAGAUGGAUGAGGCGGACAAUUGUGCGCGUGCUGAGGCCUGCAUGCAGCUACCGUCUACACCGUGCUUUGCGGAGGAGGGUGUUGCUCCAUCGGGCAAGCUGGAUGGGGUGCCCGAUGCCCCUCAGUACUCGCAGCAGCACUCGGCGGUGGAUGUCUCCCAGGUAUCUGGUGAGGUGGGGGUGCAGCCGCAAGACGAGGUCACAGCCGCAUGGGCUGCCGCCGCUGUCGCUGCUGACCUGACUCCUGCUGAGCCGAGCAAGCCUCUGCCGCAGGCUGCUGAGCCUGACAACGAUUUUGUUGCUUAUGGCUCGGUGGCGAGCGACACGUUGCGGGGUGCGGAGGCCUCGGCCAACCUUGCCGGCGUCGUACAGCAGAUGGUGCCGGCGCCCCAGCUGGAGGAGUCUCUUGACACUGCGCCGGAGCUUGCCAGUGCACUUGUGGCAUCUCCCAUGGGUGAGGGAGCUCAGGCCAUUGGCUCGUCACCGAUGCCGUCGUUGGGACUCCAAGCCAGUGUCGUAGACGCCGACGAUCCCAUGAUGGUCAGCCCUGUGCCGUCGCGCCUUUGCAAGCUUACUCCGCCAUCGCCAUCUCCUGCCGACGCAAGCGCCACGGCUCUGCAGUCACCCGCCGUUGACCAUGCGGAAGUACGCGCCUUCGAGCUGAGCGACGCUGCGGAGUUUGCUUUCUCCGUACAGCAAGCUCCCGUCGAGAAAUUGGCGCAGGAUGCCCAGCAUGCCGUGCCGGAGCUACCUUGCAACCCAGUCGCUAUCCCACCCACCACUCCGACUGCGUUCGCUGGGGCCGCAGCUAUCGCUGAUGGUGCAUCUGGCGAUCGUGGCGCGUCGGCGACACCUGCGGACGCUGGGAAGCCUCAGCGUAGCGCCGCGGCCUGCCCGCCUAGCCUUGUUACUCCCUCCGCUGCGGCCGAGUCGCUUGAGGAGAUUGAGGCGCUGUGGGGCAAUGACGACUUGCUGGCCGAGGGUGGAGAUGAUGAGAGUGGUUUUGGCCUUCCGCUUCCGUUGCCGCAGGCCGCUUCUUCCCCCGUCGGCUCUAAGAGCCCCGAGACUGCCAGCAAUGCGCCCACCACUGGCCACAAGAUCGCCCCCGACGUCAUUCUGCAGGUCCAGCGUGAGUCGCUCGACUUGUUCUCCCUCCGUAACUCAUGCGCCGGCCGUGUCAGCGACAGCCUGAUGGUUGAGUCGCUGGACAGCUUCGAGAGGGCAGGCGUUGGCGCCAAGGCCCGUGCAGUGCCCUUCGUGCCCAUGGCGCCGCUCAGCGAGGCGACGGAACUGGACGUUGAGGAUGGUGCACCUGCUGCGGCCAUGAGCGAUUCACCUCAGCCCGACCUGACCUUUGCCGCCGUGUCACCCAUGUCGACGCCAGGGCUGCACCCCAUGGGGCAGACUGCUGCGACCACAACCGCUGCAAAGCCGUCGCCAGCGUCCAGCAGCCGAGCAGCUAGGACUGGAGCCCCGGUGGCCGCCAAGACCACAGCCCCAGGUACCGUAUCGCGCGCUAACGCUGCACCGUCCACUGCGCUGAAGGCCAUGGCCGCUGCAAGCUCAGCGAAUGGCGCUGGUGCGGCAAAGGCCGUGGGAUCGAAGCGGUCAACUCCCAUCUCGUCCAAGGCACCGGUUACGGCUGGGGGCGGCGUCGCUACAACACCUUCCCGGCUGGCUGCUACCGGCGCUGCGGCAGGGGGUGUGGUCGCACGUGCUCCGCCAGCGCCUGGCGCGGCUAUCAGCAAGUCGCCCGGACUCUUCACUACUCCACGGGUCGGCAACGGCGCACGGAUUGCACUUUCGCCGUCGUUGACGCCGCCGUCCAUGAUGGCCGGCCGGCCAGGUGUAGCGGGUCAGCAGCCGCCUGCCAUGUUAGCUGGGCGCCCCGGCGCCAUGGCGGCCCUCUUUGAUACGCCGAUGGUGCUUCGGGCCGCCGCUGUGCCCCUCGACUCGCCGUUUGGGACUGAUUUUGACUUGGACACGGUUGACAUAUCAGCGGAAGCAUCGAGGGCCAUUGCUGCGCUGGGCGCUGGAGGCGCACCGGCAACUAGCGAGGCAGUUACACCAGCCCUCACCGUGGCCGGCCGUGCCACUGGUGCUCGCGGUGCCGGCGGCCAUGUUCCCGGGACCCCCACGCUGUCGGUGCUGGAGACCCACGUGCAGCUUCUGACCGGCAAGCUAGCGGACACGGAGGCCAGGCUUGCCGAGGCGGAGAACAAGUACCAGCAGUCGCAGGAGGACAUCGCUAUGCUGCGCGACCAGCUGUCGACGCUGCAGUUUGAGCGAAGCAUGACGAACGACCUGGACAUGGAGCGUGAGGCCCGGCAGUUCCUGGAGCAGGAGAUGGCUGACUUGCGCCACCGCUUUGAUGGGGUCGAGGCUGAGCUGCGGGCAGCGCACGCGGAGAUCAAGCGGCGGGACCAGGCAGUUGCCGACGCUCAGGCCGCCACGCAGGCCAAGGAGGCCGCGCUGGCUGCUGUGCAGGCUGAGCUUGAGCAGCGCGUGCAGCAGAUGCAGUCGGACCUGGAUGCAGCGCGUGCAUUUGCGCAGCAGGCGGAUUCCCGUGCGGCGGAGGCGGAGGCGCAGACGGCAGCCCUAAAGGCCGGCUGUGAAGAAGAAGCGGCGCGGAGCAGGGAGCUGCAGUCCACGUUGGGUCUCCAGGCGCACCAGCUGGUCCAGGUGCAGCGUGCGCGCGACGAGUCCGAGGCCAAGUUCCAAAAGGCCAUGGAGCAGCUCAUUGCGGCGCAGACUACCCACAAGAAGCAGGUGGCGGAGUACGAGCAGAAGAUCCAGCAGCAGAACGCCCUCAUGCAGCAGCUGGUCGAGUACCGUGACCGGUACAGGCAGAUGAAGCAGCACGUGGUGGACAGCGACUUGCGUCACCAAGAGGUUUCCAGUGCGCUGGCGAUGGCGCAGGCCGAAAAGACGGAGCUAAUGCGCAUGUGCAACGAGCUGCUCACGCAGCUGGAGGCGACCAAGGCCAAAGGAGGACGUUAAGCGGUUGGCAAGCGCUACGGCUUAUCUUUAUUGUAGGGACUCCUUGCAACAUGGGCGUGCGAAAUUCCGUUCGUAGAUGCCGCAAAUCUUGUAUUGGUUGCGUGCGAGCUUUCCGUCGGUAGAAGCCGCUUGGACCUGUUGCAUGUGAGUCGUGUAUUCAUGCAAGGGGGUUCGUUGCGGUUUAGGAGAUACCUAUCAAGGGCCAAGGCCAUUUAUUUUUUGUGGGUGGCAGUGUUGCAGGUGCGAUCGGCAGGAGGAUCCGCGGCUUCAUAGCAGGAUCCAUGUGAAGCCAAGCUAACGGAUGUGCAUUGUACGGCAGCCUUGCUGUGCAUGGAACGGUGCAUAGUUAUUGAUGACAUUUAUUACAGCGUAGACCAGUUUUAUGAUUGUGCAUCCUAUGAUGCUAUAACUGCCACAUCGAGGUUACUUCUAGAUAGGUUGCCAGAUAACCUCUGACAGCGACUUGUAAGUUACAAUACUUCUUUGGUCCGCUUUCAGAUGACUGUAACCUGCACUAUUACGUUCCACUAGCGCUUCUUGUACCGGUUGCUGCUACGAUCCUUCAUACCUCGCAUCAAUGUCUGAGUCGCUUGUCUCCAUACUUGAGCAGCAGUUACCUGGCUUCAAGGCAUGCUUUGGAGGCGAAGAGCUGAAACGAGCAACCGCGGCUCUUGCGGGCGCGUUGAAGCCUAAAUCCAAGGAUAUCAGCCAAGCAGGUGCAGCUGCCGCGGACGAUGACACCUCCGCGUCACCUAGCCACUCCAGCUCCACGCUGACGACGCUGCUCGCCCAGGCGCCCUCCUCUGAAGCAACGGAGAGUGACCUGGUCCUCCGGGAGCUAGCGCUUGCAGCCAACCAGUACUGCCAGACAGGAGCCGCAGCAGGCCCCAGCGGACAGGACUUUGAAACGGUUUACAACCAUGGGCUUGUCCUGCAAGAGCUGGCUGGGAAGCUUCAGAACGGCCAGGCGGAGCAGCUGCAGCUGUUGCAGCAGGCCUGUGAGCUGUAUGCCUCAGCCGCAGCCCUCCGUCCAUCCGCACAUGCCGUACUGUACAACUGGGGCGUGGCGCUAUCCGACAUGGCUCGACUACUCAGGGACUCGCGACCAGCCGAGUCCCUGGGUUGCCUCCAACAGGCCAGCCACAAGUACGCGGACUCCCUGGAGUUGCAGCCGGACAACCCGCAAGCGCUCAACAACUGGGGACUGGUGCUACAGGAGAUGUCCGGUCUGACGCAGUCGGCAUCAGAACGCGACCAGCUCGUGUCGUACGCGCUGGAGAAGUUCCGUCAUGCCGUACGAUUGCGACCGGACUUUGAUCGUGGCUGUUAUAACAUGGGUACGGUGCUGUACGCCUACGCAUGUGCCGUACAAGCGGAACUAGCAUCACAGCUGCAAGUGGGGCGACUGACCAGCCAGGACGAGGAGACCUCCCGCGAGCGCCACGCUCGUGAGGCGCGUGUGCGCGCCCUCUUCACCGCCGCGGCGCAGUACAUCUGCCUGGCCACGGCACUGCAGCCGGGAAGGGCCAUAUACAGGCGCUCCCUGGCUGUUGUGAAGCCCGUUCUGCCGCUGCCCUUCCUGCGCGCCGGCUACCUGACGGCCCCGCUGGCGCACACACUGGGCGGCGCGGGGGAGACAUGGCGGCGCGAGUGGUUCGUGCUGGACCACGUGUCCCUGCGCUCCGCUACCGCGCUGGAGAGCUCGCUGAGCAGCGGGGCGUCAGGCGGCCUUUCCAGCUCCGUGCCCACCCUGCGCAUCGGCCACGCGGUGGGUGAGGUGCCGCUGGUGGUGCCGCUGGACGCCAUACGCUGCGUGCGCCGCUGCUGCGACCCCAGCCUGCCGGAGGGGGAGGCGCUGUGGUUGCAACUCGCAGCGCCGCUGGACAGCUGCAGCGGCGGCGGCGGUAGCGGUGCGGCCAUGCAUGCACAGCAUCCUCAUCCACAUGCACUUGCGCUGGGGCCCGAGCUCUCGCCACCGCAACUACAGCAGCAGGGGCAGCAGCCGCAGGGCCAGCAGUGCCCCGUCGUGUUGGAGCAUUCCUGGGCUGCGGCUGCCUCCGCCGCCGCUGCCGCUCCGGGACCCGCUGCCGGAGGAGCUACAUCCUCCUCCUCCACCUUGUCCGCCUCCUCAACAACAACACAAGGCGCCUCCACACACUCUUCAUCAUCCUCCUCGUCCUCCGGUGUAGCAUCAUCCAUGGCAGCAGCCGCAGGUGCUGCUGCGGGCAGCUGGCCUGCUUGCGCACCCCCCUGCUGCUGUGUUUGGUUGGUGGCGGAGGAUGCAGACACCGCGGAUGCCUGGGCGGAUGCGCUGCAGCUGGCGCACCAUGUGGUAAGCAGCCGGGGGGCGGAUGCGCUGGCGGAGGCUCUGACGCCGUCGCCAGCGGCGGCGACGGCGGCAUAUGGUGGUGGCGGCGGCGGGGGGCCUGCCAGUGGCGUGCGGAGGUUCAGCGGCGGCGGCGGUGGAGAGACUGCGGGGCUGGCAGGGUACCAUGCGUUUAGAGCUGGGCCGCGGGGGUGAGCGAGGAGGGACGGGACACUGACUGGCAGCUGCCAUGCGUCUGUUCGGCGGUGCUGCUUGGUUGUAGUCUGUUUUGAAAUGCCAUGGGUGCUGCCCUACCUAGCGUCCCUAUGCAUGGAUGAAGAACUAGGGGCUGGCUGGUGACUUAUUGACAAGCAGCAUGCGGGCUGUAGGGACUUUGGUCCUGAAGCGGGGAGGAAGGCUAGUUAGGAAGUCGAGGUUGAGGGUCCCUAUUUUG
Messenger RNA from Astrephomene gubernaculifera, 10671 nucleotides. The record is from the annotation of a GenBank genome assembly. NCBI's taxonomy places the organism in Eukaryota, Viridiplantae, Chlorophyta, Chlorophyceae, Chlamydomonadales, Astrephomenaceae.